This is a messenger RNA of Diachasmimorpha longicaudata, 4959 nucleotides long. RefSeq names its product prohormone-2-like. The transcript is spliced from 8 exons. NCBI's taxonomy places the organism in Eukaryota, Metazoa, Arthropoda, Insecta, Hymenoptera, Braconidae. The coding region runs from base 165 to 1289 and encodes 374 amino acids. The record is from RefSeq and is a predicted model, not a curated record.
UAUCCGGGACGUGCUUUCGUAGUGAGGUGUUGGCUCACUUCUAGGUUGUCCGCCGUGGGAGAAGGAUUCCCGCUCUACUCUACAACUCCAGAGGAGCACUCAACAAUAAAACUGUAUACCGAAAGGGAAAAGUUAUCGCGACUGCAGUUAAAAGUUAAAACAAGAUGUUCUUCAAUUGGGUGCAAAUAAUCGCCCUCGGGAUAGCAGUAGUGUAUGUAGAUUCCGUGCCAAGUGGAUUAGUGCAGGACGCGUCUCAAACUGAUCAAGUAAUGAGACCUAAAGUGAAGAGAGCCCAGGAGGUCCUCAUGUUCGGUAAUCAGCAGAAUCGUCGGAUUGAAAAUACAGCUGCGUCCAAUGUAUUCGCCCCCACUGCAGAGAAAAGAACUCUCGGAACAUCGGGGCUCGAAGACGUGAAAGCUGCCUUGGCAGAGGACGAGACUUUCAGUCACGCUAAACAACCCAGUGUUUCGAUUUUCGAUGGUGAAAGACUUGCACCGUACGAGAAAAAUUAUGAUUAUGGAAAAGUCAUGAUGAAUGAAGUUGGUGACGAUUUGCCGAGAAACUGGGACAUGCCACCGUACGCGAGGUACUUCGGCCUCGAUGAGGAUCGUCGUAAGCGAUCGGAAUCGAAAAAUACUGGCGUUUCAACAUCUGGCCCACCAGCACGUCCAACAACUGUAUCACCAUCAUCCACGGCUGCAUCAUCUCUGCCCAUUGUCCAGAGUUCCCCGCACUCAUUUGUUCAGGCGAAACGAAGCCUGCCUCUCUACCAGGAGCCCAGAUAUAAACGCGCCUUAGAUCGGGAGGAUCUGCUGGCACUUAUAUCUUUCUGGGAAAAUGGACCAAGACCGAGAAAUUGGAGGGGCUACGGGCACGACGAGUACGAGAAUAUCGAGGACGACAGCAAUGUGAUCGGACUGGAAGACGAGGAUCCAAGGAGUGGGUGGUUGGAGGGACCGGUUUACGCACCCCAUCGCUUCAAUCUUGCACCAGAAAUGUCUCCAUCUGACAUUGGAAUUCCCCGAACACACCCUAUAAAUUCUUACGAACAAUAUGGCAAUCAGUAUGCGGCUUACGAUAACUCACCGUAUGAAUCGACGCAGUACCGUACUAUGUAUCCUCACAACAGUUAUUAUCCUCCAGAGAAGCGCUUCAUGGUGUCACGAAAGCGAUCACAGGGAUAUGAUACCUACAACGGUCGUAGUCUCAACGAUAUUGUCAAUUUCUCACAGAUGAUGAAUUCGCAGCCUCAGGGAUAUCCGAAUCUACCCCAACGUUUAUUGUACUAAUUCUAUUGAUGAAUCUUAAUAUGGAUUAUUGUGAAUAUUGAAGACUAUCUGGUAUCUUAAUUCGACAUUUUCAUCUUCUUAUAUUUCAUUCCUCUCAAUAUUCAUUAAGAUUUAAUUGUAAUUAAAAAUUUUUACUUCUCUUUUAGCAUUGGAAAUUCAAUUUUUCGUAUUCCCUUUCAUUAGAUAGAUAAUUAAUGAUCCAAGUCGAUACAUUUUACCGUACCAGUUAGUCCCAUGAGGACGUGGGAUUGAAUUGCACCCUGACAAAAACAAUACAUCAAGAAAGUCGCAGCCUGGAUUUUUUUUUUUGUAGAAUAGUUGCGCCGCUCUGGCAGAUUUUUUUAUUGUCGAAUUGUUUUGUCGUAAAUUUUUCAUUAUAAUUGAUCUUUUCAACGCAAUUAUUUUCGACACGAAAUCAUUGUGGAGAACUAUAAAAGUUCUUAAUGUGAAAUUAGUUCUCAGUUUGAGAUAUUUUAUCUUGAUAGUUUAAAGGCGACAACUUUCUUGAUAGAAGUAAACAUAUACUUGAAAACAUUCUUUCCUUUUCAACGUGGGAAAUACGAGGGUACGAAGAGGCGUAUUUUGAAAUGCAGGACUAGAGAUAAAUAUGAAAUUAUUGUUAUUUUGGUCUGUUGGUAAAUUAUUGGUUUAUCAGUGAAGAGCUUUGUAAUAUUAGCGAUUCUCUAGCUUACCAUUGGCAUAACUAAGAAAGUAACAAAUAGGUCUCUAUUUGGCUUUUAUGAACAACUACGUACCGAAAAAUAAUGGGAGAUAUGUAAAACUCUACAACCGUGUCUACUUCCUGCUUUUAGAAGACGUAAGACGAAACUCGCUCAGUAUUUUUUUUUAUUUUUCUAUUACAUAGAAAUAAUCAUGAGAAUGUUUGUCUGACUGUCAAUUAUGUGUGAUAAUGAUUUAGCCAAAGUAAUGGAAUCACCAUGAAACUGGAGGGAUUCAUGAUUUCUUUUCACAUUUCCGAUAUUUCCUAUUGCCAAGUAUAUUUUUUAAUGCUAUGUCUUCCUUUAAAUCCAGGCUAGGUUGAUAGGAUUUAUAACUACCGGGCAAAUAGUAUACGCUAGCUCCAAUAUAUUACCUUCAUGACGAGUGAUCAAGAUUAUUUACCGACAGUAUAUGCACAACAAUGAUCGGUUUUCAAAUUUUUUCCCCCGAAAAACUUAUCAAUAUUAAUUCAACUGAUCAAUGGCCUUAAUCUUGGAAACCAAAACAUCGUAAAGCGUAAAAUUCAUAGUAUUACGGAAUAUGUGAAAAUAUAUGGAAUUGGCCAAAGGAAAAAAAAAUAUUCAAUGUUAUUGCUUUCCAUUAUUCAAGUCAAACUCUUAUGUCUAUAGUUAUUUAAUUAUUAAUAAAUUUCAUCGCUUUCAUAACUCAUUCUCGUCCGGGGAAAAAAUUCUAUUACCACAAAAAUGACAAGAUAAGAGACGCAUAUGAAUGUUGUUUCACUGUUUUAUAUCGCUGUAAUUCCAACGAGUCUUUAAAUUUUUCCUCAAUUGUAGUUGAGUGUAUAAUCAGACAAGACAGCUUUGUAUCUUUAAUUCUUCAGUGAUACCACAAGAAUCGCCUAUUUACAAGCAUGUAAAAUAUAAUUUUGCAACGCUCAAGAUAUUCUCACUCGUAAACUCCUACGAGUUACAAAAUAAUAAAAAAAAACCUAUAAAAACCGAAAAAGAGAAAAAUGUGAAAAAAAAAAGAAUUUUAACAGUACUGGAAGUCGUGAUAUGGCUUUUGCCAUCUGUGCUGUGUGUGAUGAUCACUUGGCUGAAAUAAUUAUUAUAUAUUUAUAAAACCGUAUUUAAUGUAUCAUUAUUAAAGUUAAUUGAACAAAAUGAGGUGCUAACUCGAUGGCAGUUGCCGAUUUUCUCUGAAUCGCAAUUUCACGCCAACUGCUUGCUGGUCAUUUUACUCGCGUGUCGUGUGACUGAUAUUAUGUAUAAUUGUUAAAUUUAUUAUAUGUCGAUAUGCGAAACAAAAGAAGACUUACCGUGGAAAAAUAUGCAAAAAUGAAGGAAAAUAUUGGUACAUUCGAGGGUUACGGAGAAGGCACGUUGAAUAUCGAUUGUGUAUAAAUCUAUAAAUGGAUAAAUAAUGGAGGCAAAAAUUUCAAUAUUCAGGAAAAUUACGAGACGGUUCCAUGAAAUGUCCUAGAAAAAUAUUUCGGGCAGAAAUUAGGGAGGAGAUUGCUAACUUUAAUGGAAUAUUUUUUUCCGUGUAGUCGUCUCCCCUUAAAAGUGUAUGGUGCAGUGUAAUUCGAUUGGCAGUUUCGCUAUUGAGUGUCAUAUGUAUACGGCCGAAUUAACAAAGCGCAAAUUAUUAUAAAUUAAAAAAUAUAUUUGUUUAUUCAUCUUAUCCAAGUAAAGGGAUAAGUAAUAAUACAGAUUAUACUAGACGUAUGUAAGUCAGUGUGCUCUAUGAAUUAAAUGUGAAGCACUGAAACUUGAUUUAUGUUACCAUUGGUAAUCGACAAUUCGUUUACACUUUUAUGCAUGGAAUUGGAAAAUUAUGAGUAAGAUUAUUUUUUGCAAAUUUAUGUCCAAUUAGACAAUUGCCGACUGCGCUAUCAACAUUGUUGAGUGAAAAUAUUGAAGAAUCGAUUGUUUAGGUGAGAGAUUAAUCAAACGAAGCAAUGACAAGUCUAUUGCUUCUAAUCACAGUUCGAUAAACAAUUACCCAACGUAAUGGAAAUUUUCGUGAGACGAUAUUGACGAUGGAAAAUAUGCAGUGAAUAUUGAACAAAUAAUUUCCCGACUGCACUGAUACGUCUAAAAUUUUCAAUUGAUGAAUAAUGAAAAAUGAAUAAAUAAAAAACAUACGAUACUAAUACUAUUUUCAAAGUAGGUUUGAAUAAUAUUUUUUUAAUAGAUCACCGAAUCUCUUAUGAGGGAGAAUUCUGAUGUAUAAAGUGUGAAUUUAUUUAUCUACAAAAUUCUGUCGAAUUAUAUUUUUUUAAUGGAGUGUAGAUCAAUACUAGAAAUCGCUGUAUGCACGUGCAAAAGCUAUGUACUUUUUGUUCCCUUACGAUUAUGGAAAUGGCUGGUUUUCGUAAAUUCGUUGGAAUUGUCGGUGCACAUUAAUCUGACUCGUGACAUAUCAGCUUCGCAAUGAGUCAAUUUUUUUCCAAAAUAAUCAAUAAGAAUUUAAAGACAGAUGUAAAAAUGCCAGUCUCGUCUUUUAUAGUCAUGUGUUUAUGUUGGAUUACGUUAUGAACACUUGUGUAGUAUCAAGGGCGUGAACAAUUGAGUUUUUCUUUGCAGCACUUUCAUUAAUAAAAUGUGAAAAUUAUUACUAUCGAGUGUGCAAUCGUAGGCUUGAUGGAUAUCAUUUUGGUGUUAUAAUUGAGUUGUAAAAUAAGCGACUCGGCUAAAUGUGAAUUAAAUAUUGAAAAUAAAUGUUACGCGGAUGAAAAAUCAAUGAGAAGGUGUUGGAAGACUUAGAUUGCGGAAAAUACUUUAUGAGUUUGUCAAUAAGGAUAUGGAAUCCAUCGUUUUUAAUGACCAACUGAGGAUUAAUUGGUUGUUUCGCAGGUAGAAUUUCCGAAUGAAAAAAUCAGAAAAUUCAGAGAAUUCUUUUUUGCUCGAGUAUCAUUAUAACAAUUGUAAAUUAUUGUGGAGUGCGUGAAGAGAAGAAUAAUAAAUGAUUAUAUUCUAUCUGUGCA